Messenger RNA from Mucor mucedo, 987 nucleotides. RefSeq lists its product as uncharacterized. The record is from RefSeq and is a predicted model, not a curated record. Bases 80 to 931 code for a protein of 283 amino acids. NCBI's taxonomy places the organism in Eukaryota, Fungi, Mucoromycota, Mucoromycetes, Mucorales, Mucoraceae. The transcript has 5 exons.
GCUAGGGCAUAAAUGAAAUAAUUUAUUUCUCUCUCUCUCUCUUUUUUUUUUUUUUAUAAUAAAAAAAAAAACAUUCACCAUGGCAGCCAUUAACGAUAGUGUUUAUGCACGAGUACGUGAAAAAGUAAAGGAGCAAAACCUCAGCGAACAAGAAUUAAAAGCCGUGGAUACGGCUAGAGAACAACUUCAAACUCACACUUAUACUGGUGGUUUAGUUGGUGCCACAACUGCAUUUUUCUUGGGUAAAAAGAAGAAAUUCAACCCAAUUCAGUUACUUGCCUUAACAGGUGGUGGGUUUCUCAUGGGCACACAAAUGGGCGUGAUAUCAGGCGCUUUGGCAGGUGUAAAAACCAUCCAGAGUUUACCGGAUCCUAAGCGUCUUAUCGGUGUAGUGAGAGAAGUUCAAAUAGAAGCAAUGAAAGGAAGACAAUCUGGUGGAGGAGGAGGAGCACCUCCUACUAUUAGUCCUCACCAAAUGACACCUCAAGAGCUUCAUGAAGCACAAAGUCCACAAGAUCAAUUCUUCCCUGAUCACGCUGAAAAUCAACAAGGAGGUGGCAAGAGCGCCUGGAAUAAUAAGAGAAGUUUAAGUCAUACUGGUGAGCUUGAUAUGACGGAUGAGACAGACCCACUCUCUCGUCAAGAGGCAACAGCAACGACACGUCACUUGAAGCAACAACAGCAACAGAGUGCCUGGGAUAAGAUUCGAGCUGAGAGUUUACCCAAUAAUACAUGGUCAAAGAUCCGUAUGCAAGCCCAAAAGAACCCUGAGGAUGAAGAAGAAAUUGCCAAAGCAAAGGCUGCUAGAGCUAGUCGACUUCGUGAAAAUGCAGAGUUUAGUUAUAAUAAUGUAGAGGAACUACCACGUACAAGAGAGGAAGACAUGCAAAGAGGCACUUCGAGAAAAAAUCAAUGGGGUGAUCCAUUAUAAUAUAUAAUAUAAUAAUAAUAAUAAUAAAAGGCACAUAUUUCUUGUAUAUUAAUAAA